Molecule: messenger RNA, 1956 nt
Organism: Periophthalmus magnuspinnatus
Lineage: Eukaryota; Metazoa; Chordata; Actinopteri; Gobiiformes; Gobiidae
Gene: slc35g2b
Product: solute carrier family 35 member G2b
Exons: 2
Coding region: 316-1566 (416 amino acids)
Cellular component (GO): membrane
Source: RefSeq, a predicted model, not a curated record
AGACCUGUGACUGUGACAGCGACAGUCGCUCCCCUCUCCCCUCCUCAUCUUCGUCCUCCUCAUCAUCACCAUCAGUAGGAGCAGCUUGCUUUUAGCUUCUUUGGAAUAAGACGCUGUGGCCGUGAGCAGAUCCGCGUCACGCGUCUUCAAGAGGCGCUCCACUCGAAGGGAACAUGGAGGAAUGGCAGCUGCACUGGACCAAAUAUAUGCAUCAAGAAAUUAAAACAAGUAUUUAUUUAUGACACCGGACCGGCUUUACGCACUGUUAAGGACUAUUAAAAGCCAAAAGUUUUGACACCUGACACCCAAAGAAACAUGGACGGAUCCUCGCCUUCUCUGCAGUAUGGAUCCAAAAAGCGUGUGAAGAUCCACCCAAACACAGUGACAGUGAAAUAUGCCACACACUUUCCUCAGCCUGGGGAUGAGGGCUACGACGAUGCCCCCUCUUUUGAGGAGUUUGGGGCCUUUGCAGAGGCCAGUGCAGGAAAGAAACUAGUCACAGACAAUAAAGGAGGCAGGACUUUCUUUGGGACUAUGGAUACUCAGCCUAAGCAGCCCGUUGCACCCAAGGACAAAGGAGUGGAGGGUCAGCUUGCCAGCUUUGGGGAGGCUAAUGUGCUGGCCUCUAAAGUGACGUGGAUGGCCCUGUUUGGGGCAGCAGUGGCACAUGGUUGUGUUUCCCUGAUCACGCGUUUAGCAGCGGACCGCUCCAAAGUGCCCUCACUGGAGCUGCUCUUCAUUCGCUCUGUCAUUCAAGUGCUGUCCAUCCUUGUGGUCCUGUACUACCAUGAUGCUCCCUUUGGUCCUAGGGGCUACAGGCUUAAGCUCUUCUUCUAUGGCGUCUGCAACGUGAUCUCCAUCACCUGCGCCUACACCUCCUUCGCCAUUGUCCCGCCCAGCAAUGGCACAAUUAUGUGGCGAGCCUCCACCACAGUGUUCAGUGCCAUCCUGGCCUUUCUGCUACUGGACGAGCGUCUGGGCUACACAGACGUGGUCACUGUUGUGGGCAGUGUGUUUGGGUUAUGCCUGGUGAUGGUGCCCAACAUCGCAGAUGAGGAGAAGUCGAGGCUGGGCUUUUGGAAAGAGGCCUUUGGGUAUACAAUGACAGUGAUGGCAGGUUUAACUGCGGCCCUGUCCAUGAUAGUCUACAGGGCCAUAAAGGAGCGGGUGAGCAUGUGGACAGCGCUCUUCACCUUUGGCUGGACGGGCACCGUGUGGGGGGCCUCCACUAUGUUCAUCAUGCAGGAGCCCAUCAUUCCUCUGGACAUGGAGACCUGGGGCUAUCUCACAGGCAUCUGCAUUUGCUCCACAGUGGCGUUCCUGGGAGUCUACUAUGCUCUGAACAAAUUCCACCCAGCCUUAGUCAGCACCGUGCAGCACCUUGAGAUCGUGGUAGCCAUGUUCCUGCAGCUCAUUGUGCUGAGGAUGGUCCCAUCUGUGUAUGAUGUGAUCGGGGGUCUUCUUAUCAUGGUUUCUGUGUUUACGCUAACCGGAGUCAAGUUGUACAGGGUGAGCCGGGCCAUCAGGCAGGACUACCAGGAAAUCCUAGACUCACCCAUCAAAUGAGAGUCACAAUGUCAGUCUAUAUGUUUACAGUGUUGCUUGGUUGUGCAGUUUAAUGAAUGUCUGGAUCAUUUGAUGAUUUUGUAUUGUGUCGUUUGCAGAGUGCUGGUUAUGUAUCUAAUGUCUUAAUAUGUCUGUGAGAAAAGACUAAUGUAAAUGAUGAUUCUUUCAUAGUUCAAACAAAACAAUAACAAAACUAAAUUCACUUUUGUUUGGGAUCAGGUCUAAUGAAGGUGAGCUAAAGGGAUAUAAGAAAAUAGAUUGUGAGGAAGCAGGAAAUGCCAUAAACAAUGUUAAAUGUUUCUCUUUGUUGUUACACUGCCACACUUGCACUGUAUAAUUGUGAGCCCAGAAAUCAUAGUAACUGGUUAAUAAAAACAAAUACCACAUUUU